AUAAUCUGAGAAUUUUAGGGAGCAUAUAUGAAAUUCUAUAAAGAUAUGUUCGUCGGAAGAAGAACGCUAGAGAGAGCAAUGGAGAACGUUUUGUCUCCGUCGCUGGCAGGUGAAAUCGGUGCAAGAGUAUCGUCUCUGUUCGUUUAUCCGAUUAAAUCAUGUAGAGGUGUUUCUUUGUCUCAGGCAGCUCUCACUCCCACCGGAUUUCAAUGGGAUCGAAACUGGUUGAUUGUGAACUCUAAAGGUCGAGGAUUGACUCAAAGAGUUGAACCAAAGCUUUCCUUGAUUGAAGUAGAGAUGCCUAAACAUGCGUUUGAAGAGGACUGGGAGCCUGAGAAGAGCUCUAACAUGGUGGUUAGAGCUCCUGGUAUGGAUGCACUUAAGGUCUCACUAGCUAAACCCGAGAAAAUAGCACACGGUGUCUCAGUUUGGGAGUGGUCUGGCUCCGCGCUAGAUGAAGGAGAAGAAGCAUCUCAGUGGAUUACAAACUUUCUUGGGAAGCCUUGUCGACUUGUUCGUUUUAAUUCAGCCUCCGAGACUAGACCUGUGGAUCCAGAUUAUGCUCCAGGUCACUAUGCGAUGUUCUCAGAUAUGUACCCGUUCUUGCUUAUAUCACAGGGCUCUCUUGAUUCCCUAAAUAAGCUUCUUAAGGAGCCUGUACCGAUCAACCGAUUUAGACCCAACAUCUUUGUUGAUGGAUGUGAACCAUUCGCUGAAGAUUUAUGGAGAGAGAUUCUUAUAAACGAUUUCACCUUUCACGGUGUGAAAUUAUGCUCCCGUUGCAAGGUACCAACGAUAAAACAAGAAACUGGGGUUGGAGGUCAAGAGCCGAUUAAAACUCUGAGGAAUUUUAGGUCAGACAAAGUUAUACAGCCAAAGAAGAAACCACAGGGAAAGAUAUAUUUUGGGCAGAACAUGAUUUGGAAAGAUCGAGUCAGUGAUGUAAUGGGAAAAACAAUUAAAGUUGGUGAUCCUGUUGUUGUCCUUGCAAAACUCUCCUCUCCUGCUGAAGCAGCAACUUAAAAAAAAGGUUUAGUUACUUCAUCCAAGAAACUUUGCAGCUUGUUUUAAUCAUUGUGUUCAUAAGAGUAUGAAUUGUAAAUUGUAUCUUUCACAAGAACCAUGAACACAUUUAUCAGGAAAACCGGUUCUUAUAUAGCUCAAGAACAUAAAACGAACAAUGAGCGUUGCUUUAUUAUCUCAUCUCUCAUUGUCUCUCUCUC
Eutrema salsugineum is the source of this 1223-nucleotide messenger RNA. Its product is annotated as mitochondrial amidoxime-reducing component 1. The record is from RefSeq and is a predicted model, not a curated record. Gene Ontology annotation, molecular function: catalytic activity; molybdenum ion binding; pyridoxal phosphate binding. The coding region runs from base 28 to 1023 and encodes 331 amino acids. The transcript is spliced from 8 exons. Lineage: Eukaryota; Viridiplantae; Streptophyta; Magnoliopsida; Brassicales; Brassicaceae.